This is a messenger RNA of Gilbertella persicaria, 1106 nucleotides long. RefSeq lists its product as uncharacterized. Gene Ontology annotation, biological process: regulation of DNA-templated transcription. The coding region runs from base 298 to 1065 and encodes 255 amino acids. The record is from RefSeq and is a predicted model, not a curated record. Gene Ontology annotation, molecular function: DNA-binding transcription factor activity, RNA polymerase II-specific; zinc ion binding. The transcript is spliced from 2 exons. Lineage: Eukaryota; Fungi; Mucoromycota; Mucoromycetes; Mucorales; Choanephoraceae.
GUUUUGUGUACUUCAUGCUGUGAGGAACUUUUCCGGUGCCAUUGCAUUCAAAAAACCCUUUAUUUCUUGUAUCAUAAUACAAAGAUAAAUGCACAUAUCUUGUUCCGCAUAAAAACAUAGUGUCAUAAUCAACACGGAAAUAAAUAUUCCUAAACCAAGCAAAUAUAUGCGAACUCUAUUUAUGACAUAUAGACCUAUUUAGACACACAUACAUACACACAAAUAGAUUCAACAGGUAUUUUUUUCGAAAACCCUUUUAAUAGUGUCUUCUUUCUUUUUACCUUUCACUUAAUAAAAAUGUACGAGUCCCAUCAAGACACAGCAACUAAUGAUAAACAUACUUUUCCUGAGCCAAAUACUUAUGAUUAUGCUUCACAACUCAUGUUUGAUGCUAAUGCCUUUGCAACAAUGACACAUCCCUCCAUUGAUCUCAACACAGCUUACCUUGACUUUUUUCAACAACAACAACAAAGACAUCUUCAGCAACAAGAGUCCUUUGAAAUGCUGCGUUACCAAACAGCCAUGCAACAAUCACACGACUAUGCGUCUUCUUGCUCGUCUUCUUCCAACACAACUCCACCUACCACUUAUCCCCCAUUGCAGACAUCAAAUUAUCCUUCCUUGAGCACUUAUCCUAUGAUGGCAUUCCAUGCUCAUCAACAAGGAGAGAAUUUACCUUUAGAUUCGUCUACAAACAGUAUAAACUAUCCUAUUCCAUACGACCAUCAUCAUGCUGCUGCUGUUGCUGCCUAUAUGAAUGGACCACCUAUGCCAUCACUUUCUACUUCUACUUCAUCAACAUCGUCUCUAUCUUCUUCAACUGACCGAGGACAGACAAACCAAGUCUAUGUUCGAAAAGCAUGUGUAUCAUGUAAGCAAUCGCAUGUUGCUUGUGAUGUACAGAGGCCUUGUGCCAGAUGUGUUCGACUAAACAAAGCAGACACCUGUGUCGAUGCAGAGAGAAAGAAAAGAGGAAGACCUUGUGGCUCAAGUAAAAAGAAAAAAGAGACAAUGCAAAUGGCUGCUGCUGCUGCUGCUGCUGCUGCUUAUAAGCAAUUUCUAUAGAUCUAUUUAUUUUAAUUUAUUGAUACAUAAACAAAGGGUCA